GUAAUGGGAGCGACUGGCGCGGGAAAAUCGACAUUCGUCAACCUGAUAAGCGGCUCGCAGCUGCAGGUUGGAGAAGGAUUGCGCUCCUGUACGCCUGAGGUGCAGACCUCGAAGCCGUUCGAGCUGUUCGGGCGCCAGGUGACCUUGAUAGACACCCCCGGAUUCGACGAUACCCUCAAGACAGACACAGAAAUCUUGAAACACAUUGCUUCAUUCCUCGCGAAUGCGUACCGUGAAAACAAGAAGCUGAGCGGAGUUAUCUACAUGCACCGCAUCUCCGACUUCAAGGUAGGCGGUAUCUCACGCCGCAACUUCGGCAUGUUCAGGUCUCUUUGUGGCGAGACGACACUCAAGAACGUUAUCAUCGUCACGAACAUGUGGUCCGAGGUGGGCGAGCAGAAAGGCGCAGCGCGCGAACGCGAGCUCGCGGCGGACAACGCCCUGUUCAAGCCCGUUAUCGACAAAGGCGCGCGGAUGAUGCGCCAUUACAACACGGCCGAAUCUGCACAAGCCAUUCUCCGCGUUUUGGUCGAGAAUCAGCCGCUGGCAUUGCAGAUUCAACGCGAGAUCGUCGACCAGCGCAAGACCCUCGAGCAGACGACCGCAAACGAAGAGCUCAGAACGCAGGAGAUGCGCGAGGCGCGGCGCCGUCAAGACGAAGAACUUCAGAGGCAGCGCGAAGCGGCAGAGGCGGCCAAGAGGGCGCAGGAGGAGCAGAAAGCGAGAGAGCUUGCGGAAGUACAGCGACAGAGAGCGAUGCAGGAAGCUCAAGCACGAGCAGACCAGAAGCGAAUUCGCAGGGAGAUUGAGGAAGCACGCAAGCGGGAGGAGGAGAGGCUGAGGCAGGUGCAGCUCGCGCUUGAGCAGGAGGCCGCAGCACGCAAGGCCGAAGAAGAACGCCUGCGACAAGUAAGGGAGCAGCAGGAACGAGAGGCCCAAGCGGCAGAGGAAGCCAGACGAUGUCACCAUGAGGAGAUGGAGAGGAUAAGGCAGCGACGGCAGAGGCACGAUGACUGUAUAAUCUACUGA
Molecule: messenger RNA, 1029 nt
Organism: Phanerochaete carnosa HHB-10118-sp
Lineage: Eukaryota; Fungi; Basidiomycota; Agaricomycetes; Polyporales; Phanerochaetaceae
Exons: 3
Molecular function (GO): GTP binding
Source: RefSeq, a predicted model, not a curated record